Messenger RNA from Pyrenophora tritici-repentis Pt-1C-BFP, 1284 nucleotides. Its product is annotated as Activator HSP90 ATPase. NCBI's taxonomy places the organism in Eukaryota, Fungi, Ascomycota, Dothideomycetes, Pleosporales, Pleosporaceae. Gene Ontology annotation, molecular function: protein-folding chaperone binding; ATPase activator activity. The record is from RefSeq and is a predicted model, not a curated record. Gene Ontology annotation, biological process: positive regulation of ATP-dependent activity; protein folding. Gene Ontology annotation, cellular component: cytosol.
GUACAUAAUCCGCUUUGACAGCUUCUAUUCUUCAAACACGACCUUUGAAUUUGUGAGCUUUGCGUCCAGCUUCAGCUCCAGCAAGUACAUUUUGUAAUAACCAAUUGAGACCGAGCGCACACCCCGCUCACCACUAUCGCCAUGGUCCUCCACAACCCGAACAACUGGCAUUGGGUGAACAAAGAUGUGUCAGGAUGGACGCGCGAGUAUCUUGACAAGGAGCUCACGCAAAUAUCUGCUGAGCAAGAUGGCGUCACAGCGAAGAUUGACAAGGUCGUGAGCAUGGACGGAGAUGUGGACGUCAGCCAGCGCAAGGGCAAGGUCAUUACCAUUUUUGAUGUGAGGCUGAAGCUGGAAUACUCAGGCAAGAACAAAGAGGGCGAGGAGGCCAGCGGCACGAUUACCGUCCCGGAAGUCGCUCACGACACGGAGGAAGACGAGUAUGUCUUUGAGGUAGAUGUCUACUCCGACGACAGCAGUAAACAGCCUGUCAAGGACCUAGUACGAUCCAAGAUCCUACCGCAAUUGCGCACAAGCUUUGGAAAGCUAGCGCCAGCGGUCAUGGCGGAACACGGAAAGGACAUUCAGCACGCGCCAGGCACCAAUCCUGGUAGCGGCUUCACUGCUCCCAAGGUGUACUCGAGCUCGAGCGUGAACAAGUCUACUGGCUCCAAGGCGGAAACGUCGGGCUCCCAGCAGAGCAGCUCUGGUGCGGUUGUCAACGUAACCACAAUCACCGACAGCACAGAAUUCCGCACAGACGCAGCCAAUUUGUAUCAGACCUUCACGGACCCUCAGCGCCUUGCCGCAUUUACACGAGCACCACCGAAGAACUUUACCGGCGCAAAACCCGGAGGUACAUUCGAGCUCUUUGGCGGAAACGUCAGCGGGGAGUUUACCGAGCUCCAGGAGCCUACGCACAUCGUCCAGAAAUGGCGACUGGCGCAAUGGCCGGCGGGUCACUACUCGACACUAUCAAUAUGGUUCGACCAGAAUGAUGUUGAUGCCGUGACGGUCAUGAGGGUUGAGUGGAAGGGUGUCCCAGUCGGUCAGGAGGAGCCUACAAAGACCAAUUGGGAUCAGUACUAUGUUCGCAGCAUCAAGACCACAUUUGGAUUUGGCACAGUGCUAUAGCCGAAUGUGAGCCUUGGUCGCACGGUACCCGGAAUGGAGUAAGGGGCGUUGUGGGGGUUUACGAAUGCACAUGCAGUGAUGGAUACUGAACGAUUCCAAUGACAGCCUUCAGGCACACAAUGAAUAAAUUAUCAAAUCCUGAAAGUCCAA